Molecule: messenger RNA, 1301 nt
Organism: Fomitopsis serialis
Lineage: Eukaryota; Fungi; Basidiomycota; Agaricomycetes; Polyporales; Fomitopsidaceae
Product: temperature dependent protein affecting M2 dsRNA replication
Exons: 5
Coding region: 359-1060 (233 amino acids)
Source: RefSeq, a predicted model, not a curated record
CGAUCCUGCACAAUUCGCAACAGACAAUCCAGCUAGCCGAUCGGGUGUCGGGCUGGAACGUGCCCUACGCGAUCGUGGAGGAAGAGCUGAGGCGACAGAACGUAAGUGCCACUGCGAUGUCGUGCGUGGGUAUGCCGCACCUGUUGAACGUCGUUCCUGGCAGUCAUCCACGAUUGACUUCGCACUCUGCCUGGGCGCUACCGUUGCCGAGAAGCUUGCCUCCCGCACCAGGGUCAAGAGCGGCCAGACCGCGACUCUGGAGAAGAAGGAUGAAAUAGUGGCGAACGCCAUCUGGCGUUUCCUGGAGUUGAGGGGGUUCCUACUGAAUACGCACACGCAUUCCCCGCUGGCUCGUGCGAUGCACACGGCGGUUGGGAAGGCACGACUGAAUGAUAAGUUCCAGGACCCACUCUACCUGUUCCUGGAAUUGGUCAGAGCGGGUGUGAUGCACGGUCACCUCUGGUCUUCACGUGCGUUCAGUGGCGGCCCUAGUUUCGGAACCGAUGAUGAGAAGUCAUGCAUGCUUUUGGUUAUGCGGGUGCUGAGCAUAGUGCCAUUAACCUUCAAGCCGCAACCAUGGGCCGCGCCUCUGUCACGCGAACUGCUCGUGUUCAACUCGUUUGUGCGGUCGCUCACACGGGCCCUGCGGGCAUUGUUGGAGGUGACUUCAUUGAACAUGCUCCUGCGUCACGAUGCGAAGCGGGCCCGGGACGACUUCCUGGACAUCAACCUAUCGCUGCCCUUCCAAUCGGAAGUGAACACGGGGUUUGGCGUGCUCGCGAAGGUCUACCUGGACGCGUUGACGCAUCUGAACAACGGUCAGCGGGUGCGGGAUCCGAACGCGGAGGGCGUGCGCGAUGCGAAGCAGUUGGCGCUUGAAAUCUGCGAAGAGACGUUCCCCGGGGUGAAGUCGCCCAAGCUGGAGGUGGAGAGGGGGUUCCGGUUCUGGGACGUGGCGCUGACAGCCAUGAGGCAGCUCCAUUCUGAGAGCGCUGUGCUGCGUGAGCUGAUCGACCAGUUUGAGGCAGCCGAGGCGUGGCUAGCGCCAAUGAGGCCGUAAACUCCCACUGUACGCGCACCGUGGGACAGAGAGAGGGAUGACGCGCGGGCGGAGCGCUGGGUGUUCUUGGUCGGCUUCCACACGAUUGCGAGUGUCAGCGGGAAGAACGGAGGCGGGACACAGGGACGAGGCACUGCAGGCCAAGUGUUGAUAGUGUGUUGAUGAUUGCUGUGCGAUUAUGCUUUGCGAAAACGAUGUUGUGGAUGCUGUCGCUGUUGGCCACCGGCGGAUACAGUCUGUG